GGGCUCAGGACCUCGUUAAGGCGCAGCCACGGGUAACGCAAGGCAAGGUUUGUUCGCGGGUAGUGUUAGGUGUGAAAAGAUCAUCGCACAAAUGGAGGGAUACUGCCAGACUGUCAAGGGGAUGAAAGUGCUGGACCUGGAUCCUCGAGAGCAAGUCCCGUUCAAUUUUUUGUUUCGUGGACCUCCAGGAACUGGCAAAACGACGACCGCAAGGAAUAUGGGCAAGGUAUACUACGAUAUGGGCAUCUUGGGCUCAGACGAAGUUAUUGAAAGCUCUGCUACAGAUCUUGUUGGACAAUACAUCGGGCACACAGGCCCAAAGACUCAGGAGCUACUUGAGAAGGCGUUGGGAAAGGUUCUCCUUGUUGACGAAGCAUAUAGUCUGGCAGAUGGCAAGUUCGCCAAAGAAGCAAUGGAUGAAAUUGUGGAUUGUAUCACAAAACCCAAAUUUGCAGGCAAGCUGAUUAUCAUCCUGGCGGGAUACGAUAAUGACAUCAACUGACUUACUGACAUCAAUCCCGGGUUAACGAGUCGAUUCCCUGGCUCCAUUGAGUUUGAUGGACUUAAUCCGGAUGCAUGUCUCAAACUGCUGAGAACAGUCUUUCAAACACGGUGAGAUGAGUUGUUGCAGAAGAGAACAGUAAUGGGCAUCAGUUACCUUGAAGGGCCUACAAGUGACUUUUCACGCGACUUGCAAUCUCGAUUCUCGACAUUAA
Aspergillus glaucus CBS 516.65 is the source of this 716-nucleotide messenger RNA. RefSeq lists its product as uncharacterized. The coding region runs from base 92 to 502 and encodes 136 amino acids. Lineage: Eukaryota; Fungi; Ascomycota; Eurotiomycetes; Eurotiales; Aspergillaceae. Gene Ontology annotation, molecular function: ATP binding; ATP hydrolysis activity. The record is from RefSeq and is a predicted model, not a curated record. The transcript has 3 exons.